Molecule: messenger RNA, 735 nt
Organism: Fukomys damarensis (Damara mole-rat)
Lineage: Eukaryota; Metazoa; Chordata; Mammalia; Rodentia; Bathyergidae
Product: taste receptor type 2 member 114-like
Biological process (GO): detection of chemical stimulus involved in sensory perception of bitter taste; G protein-coupled receptor signaling pathway; sensory perception of taste
Cellular component (GO): membrane
Molecular function (GO): G protein-coupled receptor activity
Source: RefSeq, a predicted model, not a curated record
AUGUCAAGCGCACUUGAAAAAGUCAUAAUAAUCAUUGGACUUUUAGAAUUUAUAGCAGGGAUUUGGGGAAAUGGAUUCAUUGGAAUAGCAAUAUCUGCCAAAUGCCUCAAAAACAAGACCAUCGCCUCGAUUGACUUCAUUCUCACUGGCUUAGCUAUUUGCAGAAUUUGUGUGAUAUGGUUCAUAAUUUCAGGUGGAUAUGUAAGGGUAUUCUCUCCAGAUAGGUAUCUCUUUGGUAACUUUCUUGACUGUGUUUUUUACCUUUGGGCAAUUUUCAAUCAUUUGAACACCACAUUUGCUACCAGCCUCAGCAUCUUUUUCUAUUUCCUGAAGAUAGCAAAAUUUUCUCACUCCAUCUUUCUCUGGUUGAAGAGAACAAUCAAUACUGUUUUCACCCUUCUGAUGGGCUGUCAUUGAUUUCAUUCUCUACAACUUGUGAAGGUAACUAAUGAUUACAAAAUGAAAUACAGAAACACAUCUUGGCAGCUCCACAUACAUAGCGGAGAGUUCUUAUUGGCCAUGUUUCCUGAAUCUGGAGUCUUCUUUACAGUAUCUGUAAUCACAUGUUUUCUGAUGAUCGUUUCUCUUUGGAGACCAAGGCAGGUGCAUUUGAACCUCACAGAAUUCAGAGAAGUCAACACAGAAGCUCAUGUGAAAGCAAUGCAAGUUUUACAAUCUUCUAUCACUCCUUAUGCUUUAUCUAUUGAGGGUCCUAGUAGGCGUGAAAAUUUGUAA